This is a messenger RNA of Juglans microcarpa x Juglans regia, 1110 nucleotides long. RefSeq lists its product as uncharacterized. Gene Ontology annotation, biological process: translation. The record is from RefSeq and is a predicted model, not a curated record. Gene Ontology annotation, cellular component: ribosome. Bases 671 to 1051 code for a protein of 126 amino acids. Gene Ontology annotation, molecular function: structural constituent of ribosome; 5S rRNA binding. Lineage: Eukaryota; Viridiplantae; Streptophyta; Magnoliopsida; Fagales; Juglandaceae. The transcript has 5 exons.
CUCUCUUUGAGAUGACCAAAUCACCCAAACCUUAACAUCGGCAAGCUCUCCAGUGAUCCAGUCUCCACAGCCUUUCCGGCUAGCACUUCCAGCCACACAUGGCACAACUGUAGCCACGUCUUUUCCCGAUCCAACGUGCGCUGUGCCGCCACCCACCCAGCGGUCUUGUACACCACUGCUCUAGUCUAGCCAUCGUCCACGGUAAACAUAGCAAUCUCUCUCUCUCUCUCUCCAUAUGCAAUUUUCUUCUUUUUCAGACACCAGUGGCCAUACCCUCCCUCUGCCCGUCUGCGGUCUGUUGCUCUCCAAGAUUCCACCACGUCUCGGCUUCUCUCAGUUGCUGAUAUAAAUUUGGAGCAAGAAAAGAUUACCAUGAUGGAGAACAGUUCAAUGUAAAUCCUCUUCGGUACCUUCUUCUAGGAAUUUCAUUAUGUAAUAGCUAUGUGUUGUAGCCAAAUGUCCUAUUCUCUGCUUUGGGUGAUGAACUUCCAUCCCACAUCUGGAGGAACUCAGAGUUUUAAUUUCCUGUUAGUAUGAGUUCCAGAAUUUCUGAGAAAGGGUGGUUAAGCUCUCAUUUAAGAAAUACAUAGUUUCUGACAUCUUGAGAUUCAGAAGCCUGAGUGAAUAAAGGAAAAGGCUAAGCCCAUCAAGCAUCUGAGGACUUUGAAGGAUGACGGUUUUAAAGCGGUAUGUGCUCCGAUUGUUCAUAUCAAUAAAGUACAUCACAGCGAAUGUCGUGGACAGAAAUAAUGGACGGAUUGUUGUAACAGCAUCAACAGUGGAACACGAUAUCAAGGGAUCACUUGAGUGUGGCCGGUCUUGCAAUGCCAAGGCGGCAGCAGUUGUUGGAGAGGUGCUGGCUAUGCGACUCAGGGUGGAGGGUCUUGAAGAGGGUCAGGGAAGAGGGAUUCAUGUUGAUGUUAACAAGGAAGUAGAAAAGAAAGGCUUUAAAAACCGUACCAAGAUAUGGGCCAUUGUCAAUGCUCUUAAAAGCAAUGGGAUCAAACUUAUUCUGGAUGAUAAGGAUGACAAUACUAGGUCAAAUUACUGAUAUGUUCCUUCCUUUUCCGGGUUCUCCCCUUAUAAUUUAUGGAAGAGAUCUUUAUGAUU